AUGGAUAAAUUCCCACUUUUAGGAAAUAAAAAUAAAGUUAAGGAAUUAAUUGAUAUUAUUGGGAAUUACUACACUAUUAAAAUUAUUGAUAUAGAUUUACCUGAGUAUCAGGGAGAACGACACUUUAUUACAUUAAAUAAAUGUAAAGAUGCAUAUAAUAAAUUAAAAUGUCCUAUUAUAGUUGAGGAUACUUCUUUAUGUUUUAAUGCAUAUAAUGGUUUACCUGGUCCAUACAUCAAAUGGUUUUUAAAAGCUAUUGGUAAUAUAGGUUUAGUUAAUAUGUUGAAACCUUAUAAUGAUAAGAGUGCAUAUGCAGUUACUCAGAUUGCUUAUUUUGAUGGUAAUAAUAUGGAUGAGCCAAUUUUAUUUGAAGGAAUUGUAGAAGGUGAAAUAGUUACUCCAAGGGGUAAUACUACUUUUGGAUGGGAUUGUAUAUUUCAACCAACAGGAUAUAAUUUAACAUAUAGUGAAAUGGAACCUAAAUUAAAGAAUUCUAUUUCUCAAAGAUUUAAAUGUUUAGAGAAAUUAAAGGAAUAUUUGGAAAAAGGUUACCCCUAA
Cryptosporidium muris RN66 is the source of this 558-nucleotide messenger RNA. Its product is annotated as inoine triphosphate pyrophosphatase, putative. Gene Ontology annotation, biological process: nucleoside triphosphate catabolic process. The record is from RefSeq and is a predicted model, not a curated record. Gene Ontology annotation, cellular component: cytoplasm. The transcript has 5 exons. Gene Ontology annotation, molecular function: nucleoside triphosphate diphosphatase activity. The coding region runs from base 1 to 558 and encodes 185 amino acids. NCBI's taxonomy places the organism in Eukaryota, Apicomplexa, Conoidasida, Eucoccidiorida, Cryptosporidiidae.